Molecule: messenger RNA, 4537 nt
Organism: Triticum aestivum (bread wheat)
Lineage: Eukaryota; Viridiplantae; Streptophyta; Magnoliopsida; Poales; Poaceae
Product: sodium/potassium/calcium exchanger 1
Exons: 5
Coding region: 1138-2130 (330 amino acids)
Source: RefSeq, a predicted model, not a curated record
CGUCACUAGGUCUUCCUCCUCCCGACUCCCACACAGCCGCCAUGGGAGGGGAACCAUACCUCAGAUAUUCUGCUUUCUUCUGAGACUUCUGAUGAAGUUUCCCAGACAAUUGUUCCUCUAAGCAUACUUCUCCUCCAAUCCCCAGGGUUUCUUUGUCAGAUCUGGAAGCAAAAAUGGAUGAUCCCCAAAUUGAGACCCAGAUCUCAGAUCUGUCAGCAGGAAGAACAAAACCAAAAAGGAAGAAACCUGGUGAUAAAAGUCCUUGUGGUCAGGCAAAGGUACCUAAAAUUGCACAUCAUUCUCAGCGGCAAGAAUACAUGUAUAUUGGAGAUACAAGUCAUGACAACAAGGUAAAAAGGCACAAAAUUUUUAUAAGACUGCUAUUAAUGGAUGUUGUCAAAGCAAUUUGCAUACAAAAAAUUGCAGUAGAACAAAAAGUUUUAGUACUGCAUCAUCACAGUUCAAGAACCUAAAAAUUGCACAUCUAUAUUUGCAUACUAACAGAACUGAAUUUGCAGUUGCAUUUCAUAAAGCAUCAUCACACUUCAAGAACCUAAAAAUUGCACAUCUAUAUAUUGCAAUUUCAGCAGCAAGAAUACAUAAAUUUUAUAAGACAUCUAUUAAUGGAUGCUGUCAAAACAAUUUGCAUACAAAAAUUGCAGGCAUGCAAAAAUUUCGCACAGGAUCUAUAUUUGCAUACUAACAUAACUAAAUUUGCAGUUGCAUUUUAAAAAACAUCAUCACAGUUCAAACUGCUCAUGCUUUAUAAAAAGAAAAUACAAAUGAUUUCGUCAUUGCUCAAACAUUGAGUUAAUUUGCAUUUUCACGAAUCUAAAAUUGCACAUCAUUCUCAACAGCAACAAUAUUUACAGAUUGCAGAUAGAAGUCAUGACAACAAGGUAAAAGACAUCCGAACUUAAUAACACUUUUAUUUAAGAAUGUUGUUAAACAAUUUGCAUGCCAAAAUUGCAGGUGCUCAAAAUUUUGAAUCAGGGCAACACACACAUGCAGCCACAUAUACAAACGUUCAAUGAGAUUUCUGAGGAAUCAGAUUUGUUCAUCCUAGGAAAGCAAAAAAUGCAUACAAGCAAUAUCAUGCUAGAACCACCAAGAGCAUGACAGUCUUACACAUAGCUAAUGCAACAAAUGACAGUAAUGAGUCAUCUACAAAGUGAUAACAUGGCAAUACCUAUAACAAGUUUCACAUCAUUCUUGACUGCUGGCAUAAGCUCUGAGCAUCAAGCAGCAGGACCAAGUGCAGGCAACAAUGGGCAACAACUUAAGUUUCAGCAUCAAGCAGCAGGACCAAGUGCAGGCAACAAUGGGCAGCAACUUAAUGAUUGGUUACAAUAUUCUUUACCUUUAGACCAAGAGCAUGAAGAUGACGAUGAUGGUAACAACAAUGAAGAAGCAAAUGUCAGUGAGAGUGAAUCUGAUGGUGAGCAUGAAGAUGAUUAUGAUGGUAAUAAUGAAGGUGAAGCAACUCGCAGUGAGACUGAAUCUGAUGGUGAGCAUGAAUUUAACUGCAACAAUGAUGCAAAUGAAGAUUACGUAGAGUGCAAUAGUGAUCAAAAUGAAACUGAUGUAGAGGAACAAUACCUGGAACAAAUUAUGUUAUCAUCUAAUCAGUUGCUUGAGGAACAACAUCAUUCAGAACUGCAACAGUUGGAACAAAGAUGGAAUCAUCACGAUUCAGUGUUUGAGGUACAAAUGAUAACAACUGAUCAACAAGUGAGAGCAACGAGCUCUGAAGCAGCUUUGCAAGGCCCUGAUUAUGCAGAAACCACUGCUACAGAUGGCACUAGUGGAAGCGAUGAUUCAGAGUUUGAAAAGGAACAGAAAGAAGAUCAGGAACAAGAAACAGAAAUUUAUGAAGUGGAUGGCAGUGGUGGUUUUGAACAGUCAGAUGAACAGGAUCAGGAUGAGAGUACUGGUGCAUCAGGUGUGGAAAAAAUGGCAGGUACUAAUAAGGAGCAGAACAAAGUUGAAGAAAAAUUAUCUCAGGAAGAUAUAGAAUACUUCCUUGAGAAUGACAGCAUAGAAAAGGCAAUAAAAUUGAGCCAAGAAGAUGAAAAAAGGCACAUGCCAAGUCUUGGAAUGACAUUUGAAAGUGAUGCUCAUGCACACUGAUUCUAUAAUGAAUAUUCAGCUAUUGCUGGGUUUUCAAUUCAGAAAGCUGCGAACUAUCAUUGCCAGAAGAAAGAUGCACACAACAACAAAGUGACAAGGCUUACUAUGAAGUGCAAUAGAUCUGGUAAACCUAGGAUAAGGACAAAACCAACAGCAGCAGGAGGAAAAAGGAGAAAAUAUAAGACUGAGAAGAAUGCACCCACUGAACUAGAAAAUACUACUAACAGAAGAAGGAACUAUACCAUUAAAACAGGGUGUCAAGCUCAGAUGGUUGUUACCUGGAAAUUUGAUAUAUCACAGUGGAUGGUGACAAGGCUUAUCAUUGAGCACAACCAUGAUCUGCAUCCUCCAGGCGAAGUCAGGUUCCUCAGGUCACACAAAUUCAUCACUGAUCAAGAAAAGGAAUUAACCAGAACUUGCAAACGAGUGAACAUACCAACAAGAAAAAUAAUGGCAAUAAUGGCAUUCUUUCGAGGAAGAGGGCUUUCUUCGUUGCCAUACACAGCAAAACAGAUUAGCAACAUGGGCACGAAAAUGAGAAUAGAUAAUGGCUUGAAUGACAUGAUGCAAGUUGUCUCAUUCUUUGAACAGAAAAAAUCAGAAGAUCCUCUGUUUUACUACUCAUUCAAAACAGAUCCAGCUAAGAAUGUCAUGCAUAUAUUUUGGGCAGAUGGUACAGGUAUAAGGAACUAUCAGCAAUAUGGUGAUUUCCUAAGUUUUGACACAACUUACAAAACAAACAAGUACAAUCUGAAGUUUGCUCCAUUUGUGGGUGUAAAUGGACAUGGAGACAACUGCCUCUUUGCAUGUGGUUUCAUACAAGAUGAGAAGAAGGAAACUUUUGAGUGGUUAUACAAAACUUUUCUGAAGUGCAUGGGAGGGAAAGCUCCAAAAUCUGUAUAACAGAUCAAGAUGUAGCAAUGAAAAAGGCAGUGCCUAAGUGUUUCCCUAAUUGCACGCACAGGAACUGUUUGUUUCACAUUCUAAAAAAAGCGCAAAACAAAGCAAGAAGAACAUUUGCAAGGAAUCAGCAUUUGAACGCUCAAUUUCAUGACAUAAUCCUAAACUCACAAACAGUUGAGGAGUUUGAGCAGCUCUGGCCACAAAUGACAGAGGAGUACAAAGUUCAACAUAUCGAGUACUUCGGAAUUAUGUGGAAAAACAGAAAGAGAUUUGUACCUGCGUUCUUCAAGAAUGACUUUUUCCCAUUCAUCCAAUCAACAGCAAGAAGUGAAGGAACAAAUGUUGUAUUCAAAGCAAAUGUAGGGUCAAGUCACAGUGUGAUUGCUUUCAUGACAGAGUUUGACAGGAUAUCACAAAGUAUUGAAGAAAAAAGAAAAGAAAAUGAUUCAGUAACAAGGAGAACAUCUCCAACUAUGUGGAGUGACUGGGCAUUGGAAAAACAAGCUGCAGAACUAUAUAACAGAGGCAUAUUCUACAAAUUUCAGCAAUAGUUGAUGAAUUCAACAAAAUUUCACAUGAUGGAAGUGGAAAAGAACAAACAAUAUGAGGUGUACAAAUCACCAACUCAAGCACUCCUUGACUAUAACCCGAGAACAUUCACAGUGAUUGUUGACACAGAGUCAGAAACUAUUUCAUAUGUGUGUGGGAAAUUUGAGAAGGAUGGCAUUCUGUGUUGUCAUGCACUCAAAGUCAUUCAAGCAUUGAACGUAGAUGAGUUGCCACAAAAGUUUUUCAUUGAUAGAUGGAGACCUAAGGAAAAGAGAGUAUUUCAAGGUAAUGAAGAAAAUGCAAACCUUGAGGAUUUGGACGAGCAAAUGGCAUUCUUCUUAUUUUCAAGAAGGCUAGUUCAACUAGCUUCUGAGGCAUCAAAAAAUCCUGCAAGGAGGAAAAUGUUAAACGAGCAGAUAGGGAAUCUGGAGAAGUUAAUUUUAGACAUACCUUGCAUGCCAGAAAUGGAGCGACCAAAAUGUUCUGCUUCAGAUUUAACAGCUAUCACAGGAGAAAUAUUGACUUCAGAUAGCAAGGGGGAGAAAAAACUAAACGAUCCAGUAUACAUCAAACCAAAAGGAAGAAUCAAGAAAACAUGGAGGCGGAAAAGUAUAGUAGAUGAAAUCAUAUCAAAGCCUAAGGUGACAUGUUCGGGGUGCCAGAAGCAAGGACACAAUAUUACAGGUUGCAAGCAAAUAGAACAAGAGUCACCACAAAAACCUACAAAGACAGGCAAGGAGUAAUCAUUAUUCAUGCAACGUGGAAGAAGAAGGGAUGGUCACUGUCUGAAGAACAGCAAUGCUAAAGCAAAAAAAAAGGAUAUGGGUGAAAAGAAGAUCAACAAUAGGAGUUUUUGUUAAAAUUGCACAAAACUUUGCAUAAUUUUUGUAUGAAAUGAUGGACAUGUAUUUUACUUGACUGAGGAUGACAGAAAAAUGAAGAAUUAUAAUGAGUA